Impatiens glandulifera is the source of this 1621-nucleotide messenger RNA. RefSeq names its product U1 snRNP-associated protein usp106-like. The record is from RefSeq and is a predicted model, not a curated record. The transcript is spliced from 13 exons. Gene Ontology annotation, biological process: mRNA splice site recognition. Gene Ontology annotation, cellular component: U1 snRNP; U2-type prespliceosome. Gene Ontology annotation, molecular function: mRNA binding. Lineage: Eukaryota; Viridiplantae; Streptophyta; Magnoliopsida; Ericales; Balsaminaceae. Bases 73 to 1287 code for a protein of 404 amino acids.
GAAUUUUGAUGAACGAGAAACCCUACACAAACCCAAAGAACAUACGAAGCGCCCAGAGAGAAUUUCAAAGAGAUGGAUGCGAUUAGGAAGCAGCUGGACGUGCUGAUGGGAGCAAAUCGAAACGGAGAUGUGACAGAAAUCAAUCGGAAGUACUAUGAUCGUGAUGUCUGUCGUCUCUUCCUCGCCGGCCUUUGCCCUCACGAACUUUUCCAGUUAACUAAAAUGGAUAUGGGACCAUGUCCGAAGGUGCACUCACUGCAGCUGAGGAAAGAAUACGAAGAAGCAAAAGCAAAAGGCGUGGAUAGCUAUGACAGGGACUUGGAGGAUAUUAUUGACAGGCUUAUUAUUGAAUGUGAGAGGAAAAUUACUAGAGCUCUUAAACGGCUUGAAGAUGACGAUGCCAAGGCUGCUAUUGCCAUAUCUGUGUCAGAGGUUACACAGACACCAGAUUCACUUGAGUUGUCCAAAGAGAUCAAAGAAAGAAUGAAAGAAGCUGAUCAAUAUGAUCUUGAAGGCAAGACAGAUAUGAAAAUCCGGGCUAUGGAGAUAGUAGAUGAACUCAGAAUAAAGAGAGCUGAUCAACAGUCAGUACUUCUUUUAGAUGCGUUUAACAAAGACCGGGCUUCUUUACCUCAACCUCCUCCCAAUGUUUCUUUACAUGUUGUGGCACCUGAUCCUCGUACUCAAGAGGUGAUAAAUGAAAAGCUCAAGAAGGCUGAAGAGCUUGGUGAACAGGGAAUGGUUGAUGAGGCCCAAAAAGCAUUGGAAGAAGCUGAAGCACUGAAAAAGCUUGCUUCAAGACAUGAACCAGUUGGGGACUCUACCAAGUACACUGCUGCUGAUGUUCGCAUUACUGAUCAGAAGCUACGGGUUUGUGAUAUUUGUGGUGCUUUCUUGAGUGUUUAUGAUAGUGACCGACGCUUGGCAGAUCAUUUUGGAGGCAAGCUUCAUUUGGGCUAUAUGCAAAUCCGUGAUAAGUUGGCUGAACUUAAGGAUGAAAGAACUAAGAAAAGGAAGGCACUUGAUGAGGAGAGAAUAUCAAAGGAGCAAAGUCGAGAACGUGUUCGCGAAUCUAGUAGGGAGCGAGAAAGGGGAGAUAGUCGUGAACGUGUGAAGGAUCAAGACCACCGGAGGAGUAGGGAUCAUGACCGAGGCUAUGAUAGAGACUAUGAACGCGAGAGAGGAAGAGAUAAUUCUCGCAGCUAUGACCAACGUAACCGUCGCAGAUCACGGUCGAACGAUCGUUCAAGGGACUACGGUCGCAACAGGCGACAAGAUCGGUAUUGAAGAAUGGGAAAUGUGUUUGUGUUUUCGUUUUGAGCGGUUUUAAACUCAUUUUGAGAGACGAUUAAUUAGGUGAGACUAUUCUUGCUAACUCAAUCCGAAUGGGAUUUGCUUUGCUUUGAUUUGAUUAGUUGUAACUUUUAGUCAUGACUCAAUGUUGUUUACUUUGGGUAGAGGAGGAGGAGGAUCAUAUAUUUAUUCUUGUUAUGUUUUUUUUAGUACACAUCAUUUUAUCUUGUUUCAAAAUACCUUAAAAUUGACUCGUUACUUAUUUUAGAAGCCUCAAAUUAUCUCUAAAUGAUGCUUAAUUACUUAUUUGAUUACAUUAUUGACUUUC